This is a messenger RNA of Caenorhabditis auriculariae, 3834 nucleotides long. The record is from the annotation of a GenBank genome assembly. Lineage: Eukaryota; Metazoa; Nematoda; Chromadorea; Rhabditida; Rhabditidae.
AUGAGAAUCGAAGACCUCGCAAAGGCGGUGAGAAGGAAGAAUUUUGGGGAAUUAUGAGUGAGAUUUGUUCAGAGCCAAAUGGGUAUGGAGCCCCCAGUGAAGAAAAAAGGCUAUGACGACGUCGUGCUCAGCGAUAUCAGUGAGGAUAGCGAAAAAAGACCGGUUUGUUUUGGACUUACAGCUAGUAUAUGAAAGACGCUAAAGGGAUCUUUAUAGGGGUUUGGGGAAAAAACAGCCCCUAUAGGGACAAAAUCGUGUUUCCUGGAAAGCUAGAAUUUAGGUGAUCACUAUAGGAUUUUAGGGUCUGACCCGUGAGUCCCUAAAGCUUGUCCAAUUCAGCCUUUUUGAUAAUUCUUAUUCAAAAAACACCUAUUUAUAAAGAUUUUGCAUGCAUUUUCAUGCACAACCAUUAAGAGCCCCCAAUAUUUAUCCUAUAGGGGCCACUCUAGCAUUUAUGAGAAGAACGACAUUUUUAUUUCCGAAGAAUACGGUAUGUUAAAGUCCGCAUUUUGAGUUGUUCCCUUCGUGUGUUUGUACUUUUAUUGCGUAGAGUUUCCAAGUUUUCUAUUUACUUUUCGAUUUUCAUCGAAAUGGAUUAUAACGACAUUAAAAAGAUGGAAUACGUCAAACAUCCAUUCUGAUUCAUGAGAAUAAAAUUAAAAAAUUUGAAAAAAAAAACGCGAGUUUUACGACGGACGUCAAAAGUGCAAACACACGAAGGGAACAACUCAGAAUGCAGAUUUUUACAUACCGUAAUUUUCGGAAGUUUGAAAUUCGCUUUUUGUCGUAUCACUAAUUUUUUUAUGGUUACAGUAUGACAAAGAGCUACUGUAAGAACGUUCGAGAGAGCGAAAUCAUAAAAAAUUGGUUGAAAAUGUGGCUUAAAAGAAAAAAAAACCAAAAGAAACGCUGACAAGGAACGUGAACGCCUACAGACUGAGAUCUCCACAACAAUUCCCACUUCCAAUGAUGUUUUUUUUUGGCUUUUUGGCCAGGAAACCUCGCGAAACCAUUAGUUAUAAUGACAUAUUCGUGCAGCAAACCCAUAAUCUUGUUUCGAAUUCCAACUUUUUCCCGUUUCCCAUUGACUUUUAUCUAAAAUGAAGAAAUACUUGGUGAACUUUUUGGAAAUGUUUUGCAGGGCGGAAAAUUUUUGGAAGCUAAUCAACGUUUUUAGAUUAGGUCUAUAAAACUCUGAAAAACGACUCAUAAUAAUAAUAAUAAAUCAGGAGGACGUCUGAAGUUCAGACUCUGAACCUCUCUAUUUCGCACACUAUUUCGCUAGCAAGACCUUUUUUGGGUGGCUGUUAAGAUACUUAAGAUUGAUUUUGAAAAAAAGUUGACUUUUUUUGAAAAAUUUUUUUCUUACUGGUUGGGACCGCUAAGCCCCGCCCCUUUUUGAGAUAGAAGAUUUGCGUUUUUUUCUGGUAAUUUAUCUUUGCAGUACCCUUACAAACGCAAUAUUCCAUCAUAUUAGAAGAAAAUUGGUGAAAAUUUAAAGAAAACCUUCUUUUUUCAUUUAAUUUACUUUUUAAUCAUUCCGGAUGCGUACCAGCGGAGUGUCGUACAAAAAACUAAAACGAUUUUUUUGUAUCGCCCUUCCAGUUUUUCAGCACUUUUUUGAACUUUCGAGGUCCAUUUUAAACUUGGAAAGUAACUGGUCUCAAGAAAAUGGUAAAAAGGAAGAUUAUAUUAGAGAAAGAGAGAGUACAGACAUGUCAGCUUUUUUCAAAAAUGAGCUUUCGGAUAUUACAACAAAAUCAAAAAAUAAGAAAACUUGAAGCAAAAGUCGAGAGAUGGGAAAGAAGCCCGAAAGAAGAGGUCCAUGGGUAAAGACAAGACAAGGUCGGGAACUCCGAGAGAACCGAAGAAGAUGAGCCAAGAACCUUCGCCUCCACAUUCGUUCGACGCCAGGCCUCCGUCUGACCCCAAGGAGUUCAAAGAAGUAAAAAUGGAACUGAAAAGGCCAAUCGCUGACAGAAAAGUAACCAAGCAGGUACGGUUUCUGGAGCUUUUUCGGAAAGUUUUGAAAAGUUAUAGCUUAUUCUUAUGCAGUUCAAAUGCUAUAGUCGCAAAACUAUCUGAGCGAUUUUUUGACAGAAAAAGAAGCUAUGAUUUGGAAAAUUAGGCCUCGGCUCUUUUUAUUAACUUCUUUUAAAAAAUUGAAUAGAAGAUAGCAUUUUUCCAAUUUUUUUCCUAAAAAUAAAAUAAUGAACGACUGUGAAUAUGUAUCAAAUCUAUUAUAAAACUUCAAAAAAAUGCUUAAAAUUUGAGUUUAUGAAAAUUAAAAAAAUUGAAACUAUAGAAAUGAGCAAAAUGGGACAGAGAUGUGACCGAACUUUCCAAAUAAAAUUUUCAUUUUUUGGGGAAAAAUCGUUUCGCGCUACAGUAACAUGUUCUCAGUACAGUUUCGGCGGGAAAAGAAUUCAAGAAAAGAGCCAUCAUUUGGAAAAUCAGGCCUUUAUGCUUGCCCCAUGAUCUUCCAAAAAUCAAUUUUUUGAAAAAAAUUUUGAUUAUGAUGAUCAGAACAGUUUAUAGAAAUCACGUUGAAAAUCAAUUUUCUCUCAAAUUUAUUGACCAAAAUUAACAAAAAAAAGGGGUUUUUUCAUAAAUCUGGCUUGUUAGAACCAAAUUUUACGGACAAAACUAUUAAUCGUAGGUUUUAAAAAAAUCUGAAUCGCUUAUCUUUUUUUCAACAGAUAGAACGUUUGCUUCCAUCGGAAAAUAAUGGAAUUAAGCCCGAGAAACACGAAAAUGGGGGACACGCUUUGGGUCCACCCACGCAACAUACGCACAUGGAAAAAGGCCGACAUUCGUCUGAAAAGGGUGAUUUUUAUUAAUUUUCUGGGAUCUGUUCUGAAAUGGUUCUGCGCUACGAUGCAUGAGUAAAUUUUGAAAAAUACUCUUGAAAAUUAAAAAAACUGCAUGGUUUGAAAAAAUUUUUCAGUUCUUGAGUAUACCUAAAUGUUCUGAAAUUUUCUGUUUUUCUAAAUUCUGAUUGCACGGCAUGAUGGUCUGUGGGAAGAUGAGUGAGGCGUCAAAGUUUCUGAAUUUACAUAAAAAGUAAGUUCGCGCUCCGGAUAAUGACGUCAUUCUACGUCACAAAUUACACUGAGUAUUCAACGUUAAUAUGUUGUUUGUUCGAUCGCUUUUGGCUGCGUACUUGAGAUGUGAAUUUUUGCGCCAAGAUAUUUUUGAUGUCCGUUUGUGAACGCCGUGAUUGAUAAAACUCCUGAAGUUGUUGAAAGAUUUGGAGCUUAAAAAUAAAAUAAAACAAUCAUAAAAAGCUUCAAAUAACCAUAUUUUCUCGAUAAAAAGGUAUUGGGUGGUUUUUUUUCGUCUGAAUGAAGACUAAAAAAAAUCUUUUAAAAAGAAGUAAAAAAUUCUUUUUUUUUCAAUUUUUGCUUCAACCUUGGUCCUCGGUAAUGAAAACUUGACGCGCUUCGGACGUUCUAGGGAUCACUUAAGAGUACUGACGCUACUAAAGCGGUCACUUGAAAUCCUCAGAAACGUCCGGAGCACGUCCGUUUCUCGUUACCAAUUUCCGAGCAUUUAUUGACAUCACCGCAAAGUUAUCGAUAGGGCGCGUUUGAAAAAAAAAAAGAUUUUUUCAACUUUUUUUUACAUCACCACAAAUUCUCGCUCAGUAUGGGAAAUACAAAAAACUCAGUUAUUCAUAUUUUUUUUCAAAAAAAUUCAUAUUUUCAAAAGCUCCAGAUAAAGAGAAGAGCCCAUUUUCCAGACAAAAGAUUCUUCACAGAGAGCUCACCCCAAGGACUUCAAAACAGGGAAACGAGAGCGAAGAAAAAGAAGGGCUGCUGCACGAUUCUCUGA